This is a messenger RNA of Microthlaspi erraticum, 1104 nucleotides long. Lineage: Eukaryota; Viridiplantae; Streptophyta; Magnoliopsida; Brassicales; Brassicaceae. The record is from the annotation of a GenBank genome assembly.
AUGGUGAGAAUCAGUGUCCUCAAUGACGCUCUUAAGAGCAUGUACAAUGCAGAGAAGAGGGGAAAGAGGCAGGUUAUGAUUAGGCCUUCCUCGAAAGUCAUCAUCAAGUUCCUGAUCGUCAUGCAAAAGCACGGUUACAUUGGCGAGUUUGAGUACGUUGAUGACCACAGGUCUGGCAAGAUCGUUGUUGAGCUAAACGGAAGGCUUAACAAGUGUGGUGUCAUCAGUCCUCGUUUCGAUGUUGGUGUUAAGGAGAUUGAGAGUUGGACCGCUCGUCUACUUCCUUCCAGACAGUUUGGUUACAUUGUUCUGACAACUUCUGCGGGAAUCAUGGAUCACGAAGAAGCCAGAAGAAAGAAUGUCGGAGGCAAGCCGUCCGCCAUAUCCUUCGGUCGUCUCGCUCCUCUCCGAUUACAUCGGCUCCUUCUCUGCUGUUUCCUUUCAUCCGAUUCGAUGGCUGCUCCACCUGCUAGGGCCAGAGCCGAUUACGAUUAUCUCAUAAAGCUUCUUCUCAUUGGAGAUAGCGGUGUCGGUAAAAGUUGUCUCCUUCUACGUUUCUCUGAUGGAUCCUUCACCACUAGCUUCAUCACCACCAUUGGUAUUGACUUUAAGAUAAGAACGAUUGAGCUUGAUGGCAAACGUAUCAAGCUCCAGAUUUGGGACACUGCUGGUCAAGAACGGUUUCGAACAAUCACCACUGCUUAUUAUCGUGGAGCAAUGGGCAUUUUGCUGGUGUAUGAUGUCACAGACGAGUCGUCCUUCAACAACAUUAGGAACUGGAUUCGUAACAUCGAACAGCAUGCUUCGGAUAAUGUUAACAAGAUCUUGGUAGGGAACAAGGCUGACAUGGACGAGAGCAAGAGGGCAGUGCCUACAGCAAAGGGUCAGGCUCUUGCUGAUGAGUACGGAAUUAAGUUCUUCGAAACAAGUGCUAAGACCAACCUAAACGUUGAAGAGGUUUUCUUCUCAAUCGGUAGGGACAUUAAGCAGAGGCUUUCCGAUACUGACUCGAGGGCAGAGCCUGCGACGAUCAAGAUAAGCCAAACGGACCAGGCAGCUGGUGCCGGGCAGGCCACACAGAAGUCUGCAUGCUGUGGAAGUUAA